UUUUAGGUUUGAAAAUGGAAUUAGAGCCAUGUUCAAGCUCCCCGGAGCGGUGUAAAGUUUGUGGUGACACGGGGAAUGGUAUGCAUUUUGGAGCAUUCACCUGCCGGGCUUGUGCUGCUUUUUUUAGAAGAGCCGCCAGCCGAAAAUUCCUGAGAAAAUGUGAAAAUCACUUGAUUUUUGCACUGAAAUGCAAAAAUUGCCGACUUCAGAGGUGUUAUGAGGCUGGGAUGAGCUCGGAGAAUUUCCAGUUUUGCCGGGACCUCAUUGGCGCGAAGGGAGCAAUUCCGAAAUUGAAAGUUCCUAAGAGUUUUGAACAAACAGUUGGGCGACCAUAUUUCGUGCUCCAGUGUGACCCGGAAGUGCUCUUUUUGAGGAGAAAUAUCAUAGAUUGCGUACCGUUAUUGGAAAAAGCUGAGAAACUUAUCGAAUUUGGUUCCGAGUCUCCGGUGUUUUCAAAAAACCGUCUGCUCAAACUAGCGCAAGGCUUACAACAAUUUCAAGACGCUAAAUCAAAUCAAGUGAAAUUUGUGCAAAAAAUGGGCCAGAAAGAGAUUAUGUCGUUUUUCGAGACGGAUUUCCUGUGCGCCACCAAAUGGUUCACGUAUUUGGACGAAUUUCAGUUUUUGGACAAAAAUCAGCAGCUGACACUAAUGCAAGGCAUUUGGCACGUGUGGUCCCGUCUGCACAAGUUGGCAGUUUCAGCAAUGGGCCGGCGACGUGGAAUUUGUGACAAAAAUACGGUUAUGGUCAGCCACCAGAACGAGUUUGCAGUAUGCGAUCUAAAUGAGAUUGAGGUGGACAUGUCGUGGUGCACUAAUUUUAGCAAUGAGCAAAUGAGAUACUUCCUAGACACAUCCCAUGACAGUUACGUCUACCAAGUAAUGGACGAAAUGCUUGGCUUGAAGCCAAAUGACGUGGAAUUGAGCUACAUGAUGUGCCAGCUGUGUCUACAGUAUGCAGGACAACGAUUUCAGGGAGAAAUUCUGGAAUUUUGCGAAAAAAUGCUGGGAUUUUUGGCCGAUGACCUACAUAGCUACUAUGUGAAGCAGUUGAGAAUGCCUAAUUAUGCUGCGAGAUUGGCAAAGCUUAUGAAAAUUAAUAAUAGGAUAAAAGAAAGCGUGCUAAAAACGCGCCAACGGCAGCAAAUCGCGGAGCUUUUCAACGUUUGGACUGUCGAUUUCUCGCACCCCGAAUUUUUCAGAGAUGCUUAAUUGUUUUAGGUGGACAUGCUGAAAAUGCGUCAACGUCAGGAAAUCUCGCGGGUUUUCGACAUUUGGACCAUCGAUUUUAGCCAUCCAGAAUUUAUCCAGGAUGCUAAUGCUUGUUAAUAGUCUAACAUAUAUGAAUUGUAUAAAAUUGUGAAGAUUCGCGGCAUUUUUUUGUAGUUUGUAGUAUUUUUUUGGUUUAAAAUCCAGGUUAUUUGCAUUUACAUACUAUUUUUUGAACGUUAUAAAGGUCAAAUUAAUAAAAAAUUCAGUUAAAA
This is a messenger RNA of Caenorhabditis elegans, 1483 nucleotides long. It is a transcript of the gene nhr-65, whose product is annotated as Nuclear hormone receptor family member nhr-65. Bases 15 to 1211 code for a protein of 398 amino acids. Gene Ontology annotation, cellular component: nucleus. Lineage: Eukaryota; Metazoa; Nematoda; Chromadorea; Rhabditida; Rhabditidae. Gene Ontology annotation, biological process: regulation of DNA-templated transcription. The transcript has 9 exons. Gene Ontology annotation, molecular function: sequence-specific DNA binding; DNA-binding transcription factor activity; zinc ion binding. The record is from RefSeq and is marked reviewed.